Molecule: messenger RNA, 366 nt
Organism: Rhinichthys klamathensis goyatoka
Lineage: Eukaryota; Metazoa; Chordata; Actinopteri; Cypriniformes; Leuciscidae
Product: LAT2 domain-containing protein
Exons: 6
Coding region: 16-252 (78 amino acids)
Source: RefSeq, a predicted model, not a curated record
AUGUAGCCUAAAGUAAUGCGUGUUUUUGCUUCGGCUGUAGAACGUGGCAUCUUGGAACCAACAUAUGUGGACCCAAUUCCAAAUUCCCUUUAUGCAAACGACGAUGAUGCAGGAACAUACGAGAAUGUUUUUCCAACAAAAGACGUGCAACAUGACUCAGACAGCUGUAGUUAUGAAAACAUGAAAAAUGAAAGUGAGGAAGAAUCAGAAUACGUGAACGCACCAAAAAGAAAAACAUUUGUAUCAGAAUGAAAUGAGCUUGCAUCAGGCGCAGCCGUCUUACUGCACAGUCGACCCAACAGACCAGCCAUCUGUAACAGAGAGUUCACCCCUUCUGCCACUUUCAUAUGCGUGUAGCCAAUUUCC